GUCGAGUUCGCAUUCAAUGCCCAGCAUGAUUGCCCGUCCACUGGCUGUGCAAUCUCAGGUACGCGCAUGGCCGUCCAGGAGUGCGAAGCAUCAGGAAAAGAAGAGGGAUACAUGGAGCACAAGCACUCACUUGCCGACAGAUUUAUUGUCAACACACACAGCUUCCAUAAUGCGCAUCUCUUGCACUCAGCCCUUCCUCGAUACUUGACAAAGCCAAUUCCCCUGUAUCCGGAUCAAUGGGCCAAACAUAAGGAGCAAGCAAAGCGGCUCCGAGAGGCUAAUGCGGGUAAG
Messenger RNA from Phanerochaete carnosa HHB-10118-sp, 291 nucleotides. RefSeq lists its product as uncharacterized. The annotation marks the transcript as partial. The transcript has a single exon. The record is from RefSeq and is a predicted model, not a curated record. Lineage: Eukaryota; Fungi; Basidiomycota; Agaricomycetes; Polyporales; Phanerochaetaceae.